AUGAAUGCCUGGGAAGCUGAAUUUAAGGCUCCAUGCCAAAUGACCAUGUAUUUUUGAUCUUGUGAUAUUUCCUAGGGUAAAAUUUGUUCGAAGCAUUUUUAAUAGUGAGACGUUUGGCCUAAAAAACCAUUAAAUUUCACUAUUUAGAAAUUUUCGACCAAAUUUCUUCGAUAAAAUGUACAGCACGAUCAUUGGACCUAUACCCGAAUUUGAAGCUGCUUUAGAAACCCAAAACGAAAGCGGCUUGAUUGACAUACUAAAAUCAGGUUUUCCUCCAAAUUUUAUGAUACGAUUUCGAGACACAAAUGGAAAUUACUUAUUAGGGCACACCUACCCUUUGAUUAUGGCUAUUGAAUAUCAACUGAUUGAAGUAAUAAAGUCAUUAAUAUCACUCGGGGCACAGAUAAAUGCUAUUGAUUCUUAUGGGCGAUCAGCAAUUCUUGUUGCAUCAGCAGUUGGAAAUGAAGAAAUUUUAAGAGUUUUAGUGUCACGCAGAGCUAAUAUUUCAGCAAGAGAUCACUAUGGAAAUACGGUUUUGCAUAUUUCUGCUGCUAAUGCGAAAUUAAGAUUUAUCCAAAUAUACGUAGAAGAAUUAAAAAUCCCUGUAUCGGUUAAAAAUAAGAAAUCUCAAACGCCAAUAGAUCUUUGCAAAGAAAAACAAGAUAAAAGUAAAAAUUUAAAAGAAAUAGAAGAUUUGCAAGAAGUUAUUGAAUAUUUAUGAAUAAUUCAAGAAGAAUUGAAAUCAAAGCACCAGAUACAUAAUGAAAAACACUAUGGAACUCCUCAGCCAUCAGUACAUAUAAGGCAUUGCAGACAAAAAAGCAUUGGAAAUAACAUUAGCGGAGAUCAUUUAUCUCCAAUAUCAAUAUUACCAGAAAAAAUUUCAAGAACUCUUAAGAUUUCUGCACCAUUUAAAACCCGUCAAACAAUAGAAAGCUACUUAAAAACAAAAAAUGCUAUGUUUAAAUGUAUAACAGCAAAACAUAACAAUGAGGAGAGGGCUUAUUUUAAUCUUUCCAGAUACAAAUGCCCAGGAUCUACAUUUUCAAAGGACUCAGAAUCUCCGACUCAAUCAACGCAAUCAAGGUUUCCAUCCUUAGGAAGAAGUGCUCUUGUGUCAUAA
This is a messenger RNA of Blepharisma stoltei, 1123 nucleotides long. The record is from the annotation of a GenBank genome assembly. NCBI's taxonomy places the organism in Eukaryota, Ciliophora, Heterotrichea, Heterotrichida, Blepharismidae.